Molecule: messenger RNA, 1224 nt
Organism: Microdochium trichocladiopsis
Lineage: Eukaryota; Fungi; Ascomycota; Sordariomycetes; Xylariales; Microdochiaceae
Product: P-loop containing nucleoside triphosphate hydrolase protein
Exons: 3
Coding region: 1-1224 (407 amino acids)
Biological process (GO): protein insertion into mitochondrial inner membrane from matrix; mitochondrial respiratory chain complex III assembly
Cellular component (GO): mitochondrial inner membrane
Molecular function (GO): ATP binding; ATP hydrolysis activity
Source: RefSeq, a predicted model, not a curated record
AUGUUGACCUCUCAGCCAUUCGCUCACAGGGCACGGUCGUCUCUCGUCCGAGUCGGCUGGAGACGGUCAUUCGGCGAUGAGAACAGGACGCAGAAGAAGCCUCUGCACUACUCUCCUUGGAAGGGAACGUCCUACCUCGUCUACAACAAGUAUUUGUUCUGGUUUCGCUCUGUGGAGAAAGACCUCGGCUUUCGUAUGGAGGAGGUGGUCACGGUCUCGUGCUUUGGAUCCCCAGCAGUCCUGAAGCAGUUCUUCGAUGACUGCCGGGACGCGUACCUGAAGCUGACCAAGAACAAGACCACUAUCUUCGAACACUAUGAUGGCAAGUGGAAAAGGACGCACGUGAAGAGCACCAAGCCAAUCUCCACUGUUGUCAUGAAUGAGGAGGUGAAGGCGGCACUCAUACGGGACAUCGAAGGCUUCUUGCAUCAGGAAGCUCCCGCAUGGCAUCUCAGCCGUGGCAUCCCUUACCGAAAGGGAUACUUGCUUUACGGGCCGCCUGGGACCGGGAAGUCCAGUUUGUGCUUGUCUUUGGCGGGGCGCUUUGGCUUGGCCGUCUACAUCCUCAACAUCUCUGCCGCCGGAAGCCACUCCCUAAGCUCUCUGCUUGCGGAACUCCCGCCUCGUUGUGUCCUCCUGCUGGAAGACGUGGACGCUGUUGGUCUAGCGCAGCCUCGGCAAAGCGAAACGGACAUCAGCCAAGCCAAGGAAGAUGCCGCCUGGGACCGGCCCCGAUCUCAAGGGAAGCUGUCGCUAGCGGAGCUUCUCAACGCUCUCGAUGGCGUAUCGUCACAUGAGGGUCGGCUGCUCAUAAUGACGACGAAUCACUUGGACCAUCUAGAUCAGGCACUCAUCCGGGCUAGCCGUGUAGACAAGAAAAUCGAGCUUCCGAAUGCCGACAAGGACGUGAUGUUCCGACUCUUCUACAUGAUCUUCAAGCAAUGGGAAGGCGACAUCCUCAAUCCCAAGCAACCUUUUGAAGAUGACGAGACGGUGAAGCGAUAUGCGGCCGAAUUCGCGAGGGAAAUACCGGAAGGGGAGUUCUCCCCGGCCGAGAUUCAAUCCUUCCUGGUGGAACACAGAGGCUCGGCCCGUGUGGCGGUGGAGAAGGACCUCCAGGAACAUUUUUCUCGCCUCGACUUGCCGGUUGGCUACAUUCACAUCUGUGAUACUGGUGUGCCUCUCGGCACGGUCGUUCGCGCCAUCGCGUGUGGCUCUUCUUGA